AUGGAAUUGGACAUAAUAAAUUGGCAUAACAAAGAAGUUUUAGAUUUAUUACAAAAAGACAAAAUUUCCAGCCGCAUAAUUGAAAUAUGUAAGUCACAAGACAUAGAUGGACAAUGUCUUCUAUCACUUAUCGAUCGAGAUUUCUACGAAUACCCAUUUGAUCAAUUAAAACUUGGUGAAAGGAAGAGAUUCAUUUUACUGGUGAAAAGACUGCAAAGAAAAAAUCGAGCGUCUAUGUUUGAGCUCGGACUUUGUGAUGAUCCUUUUUACAGUAAUCCAGCUACGAAUAUCAAUUUCCUCGGAACUAAUUUAUCCCAUUUAAGUUAUGACCUACAUAAUCAAUUACAGAAUGAACUUGCAUAUAGCAGAAACUCAGACUGCAUUUCAAAUUUUACUCCUGAAGUGAAAGCAUCUAAAUUAAGACCUGAAGUUUGGAAAACUUUAAUUGCUCUUGGUUAUGUAUUUCUGGUUACAUGGGUAACAGCUGUAGUAAUGGUGAUUGUGCAUGAUAAGGUACCAGACAUGAAAAAAUAUCCUCCCCUGCCAGAUUUGUUCUUAGAUAAUGUACCACAUAUUCCAUGGGCUUUUGAUAUGUGUGAAAUAACUGGAUCUCUACUGCUGGCCAUAUGGUUGGUCGUGCUGUUCUUCCAUAAACAUAGAUUUAUAAUACUUCGGCGGUUCUUCGCGUUAGCUGGUACUGUGUUCCUGUUGCGAUGCUUCACGAUGCUAAUUACAUCCCUUUCGGUGCCUGGGUCGCACUUGAAAUGUGAACCUCGUUUCUAUCCACCUGCUGACGACCUCACAGUAUGGGGGCGAAGGCUCAAACAGGCCUAUGAUAUUUGGAGCGGAGCUGGAAUGUCUGUAAGGGGCGUCCGGACGUGUGGCGACUAUAUGUUCUCGGGACACACUGUCGCAUUGACGCUGUUGAAUUUCUUCAUAACAGAAUACACCUCGCGCAACCUGUACUUGCUGCACAUCCUGACAUGGGUAAUGAACAUGUUCGGAAUCUUCUUCAUCCUCGCAGCGCACGAGCACUACUCCAUUGACGUGUUCAUCGCGUUCUAUAUCACUUCACGCCUGUUUCUGUACUACCACACGCUUUCCAACAACCAGGCGCUUAUGCAGAAUGAUUCUUCCAGGACGAGAAUAUGGUUUCCGCUCCUAUCCUUCUUCGAAUCCGAAGUUGAUGGCAUUGUACCCAACGAGUACGAGGGGCCGAUGACGGUACUGAACAAUCUGAAGCAAUGGUUCAUCCAGUUAGUCACUGACGUCAAGACUUCCUCCAUGGCCAAGAUCGCCGGCUCCAAGCUGCAAGAGGGUGCAGCGAUGGGCGAAUACUCCGUAGUUAAAUUAGUAGACGGGAUAAAAAGGAAUCUGAGUCUUAUAGAAGAAUAUAAAAACUCGCGCCAACGAUUAGUCACUUUAGAUAAAAAUGUACAAGCGGGAAUGCUUGAUGAGCUUCCAGAUAACGAACUUCGGUACAGAAACGUACCAGAACUGACCAGUGACAGUCGGCUCCAAAACUUUAGCUCCCCACCUUCGCCGGCAUUGAAAAAAAGUAUAUGA
Messenger RNA from Parnassius apollo (apollo), 1566 nucleotides. NCBI's taxonomy places the organism in Eukaryota, Metazoa, Arthropoda, Insecta, Lepidoptera, Papilionidae. The record is from the annotation of a GenBank genome assembly.